Exophiala mesophila is the source of this 189-nucleotide messenger RNA. RefSeq lists its product as uncharacterized. The coding region runs from base 1 to 189 and encodes 62 amino acids. Gene Ontology annotation, biological process: proton motive force-driven ATP synthesis. NCBI's taxonomy places the organism in Eukaryota, Fungi, Ascomycota, Eurotiomycetes, Chaetothyriales, Herpotrichiellaceae. Gene Ontology annotation, molecular function: proton transmembrane transporter activity. The record is from RefSeq and is a predicted model, not a curated record. The transcript is spliced from 3 exons.
AUGGUUCGCUUUCUCCCCAAGAAGUUCCCCGGCAAAGUUGCCGAGCCCAUGAUCCCCUUCUACGCAGCAGGUCUCAUUGUCCUGUGGGCAGUCAACUCGGGCGCCAAUGCCAUGAUGGCCUCGGACGAGUUCAAGAACGACCCCCGAAACCCUAAUGCCAAAGCCGAUUCAAAGCCAGCACAACAUUAA